UCUGGGCACUCAAAGCAUUUCUGAUGUUGGAAACCAGGUCUUGACAUUGAAGAACUGAUUUUCAGUGCUUAGAUGGUAAGAGCUGUUGUCCACUCGCUUUGCACCAUGAACCUGUGAGUGCACAGAAAGCUUCCCAGUUUAUGCAAACUUUAUUAUCUCGAAAGCUUUGCUUGGAAAGUAGAAGUGGGCGAUAUUUAGUGCAGCGUAACUGCAAAACAAUGCAGGUCGUGCAACGAAGGCUCGACGGAAGCACGGAUUUUAAGAGAAGUUGGGCCGACUACAAGCACGGAUUUGGCAACACAGCAGGAGAAUUCUGGCUAGGAAACAACCAUAUCCAUCAUUUGACAUCUCAGAGGCUAUACCAAGUCAAGGUGGAGCUAGAAGACUUUGAUGGACAGCAUGCACAUGCCCAGUAUGCUUACUUUGCAGUUGGAAGCGAACGUGAAAAGUUUGCACUCAAGCUACUUGGUAAAUACGAAGGUGGGGAUGCAGGGGAUGGCCUGAGCACACACGCUGGUAUGGCGUUCUCCACAUGGGAUGUCGACAACGACCAGUGGGGUGAUGGCAGCUGUGCCAGAGAUCACCAGGGAGCAUGGUGGUACAACCAAUGUGGCAGCAGCAGCCUUAACGGGGACUACCUCCAGGUAACAAUCCUAAGCUAAUUUAAUUUAUGCUGAACCAUUUUAUGUUCUGGCUUACAAAGCAUGCAACUAUAUUCCUGUG
Rhipicephalus sanguineus (brown dog tick) is the source of this 723-nucleotide messenger RNA. RefSeq names its product ficolin-1-like. The transcript has 3 exons. Bases 141 to 662 code for a protein of 173 amino acids. The record is from RefSeq and is a predicted model, not a curated record. Lineage: Eukaryota; Metazoa; Arthropoda; Arachnida; Ixodida; Ixodidae.